AUGGAUUUGCCACAUCAAGGAUACCGAGCAAGUAAACAGCGGGGUCGCGGCCCCCCGGCGGCCGGCGAGUCGAUGCUUUUCGACGACACCAGCACCUCGGCGAUGAGCGCCCAGGGUAGUUAUUACACUCCGGGCUACAACGUGGCGGGACCCCCGACCGACGCGCGAGGCGGCGUCAACAACUUGUUCUCCGAUCCGAUGGCCAACGCCGCCGUCAUGUACGGAUCGUCGCUGGCCAACCAAGGCAAGGAUAUGGUCAACAAAGAGAUCAGCAGAUUCAUGUCUGUGAACAAGCUGAAAUAUUUCUUUGCUGUGGACACCAGAUAUGUGCUGAAGAAACUCAUGAUUCUCAUGUUCCCGUACGCGCACCAGGAUUGGGAGGUUCGCUACCACCGAGACACUCCGUUGACUCCGAGACAAGACGUGAACGCGCCCGAUCUUUACAUCCCAACCAUGGCUUUCAUUACCUACAUUUUACUGGCCGGGACGGCUCUGGGCAUUCAAAAAAGGUUCAGCCCGGAGGUGCUCGGACUCUGCGCCAGCACGGCUCUGGCGUGGGUGCUCAUCGAGGUGUUGGUCAUGCUGCUUACUUUAUACUUGCUGACGGUGCACAGCGACCUGUCCGCUUUUGACCUGGUGGCCUACAGCGGAUACAAAUACGUCGGGAUGAUCUUCAGCGUGCUUUGCGGAUUGCUGUUCGGGAGCGACGGCUACUUUGCGGCUCUCGCCUGGUCCUCUUGUGCCCUUAUGUUCUUCAUCGUCCGCUCCCUGAAAAUGAAGAUCCUGACGUCGCUGGCGUCCGACUCCAUUUCGACCGGAUCCGGCGCCAGACCCCAAGUGCGCAUGUACAUCACCGUGGCCGCCGCCAUCUUUCAACCGCUCAUCAUUUACUGGUUGACCUCUCACCUGGUCAGGUGA
Messenger RNA from Nerophis lumbriciformis (worm pipefish), 918 nucleotides. NCBI's taxonomy places the organism in Eukaryota, Metazoa, Chordata, Actinopteri, Syngnathiformes, Syngnathidae. The record is from RefSeq and is a predicted model, not a curated record.